Biomphalaria glabrata is the source of this 2473-nucleotide messenger RNA. RefSeq lists its product as uncharacterized. Bases 724 to 1284 code for a protein of 186 amino acids. NCBI's taxonomy places the organism in Eukaryota, Metazoa, Mollusca, Gastropoda, Planorbidae. The transcript is spliced from 7 exons. The record is from RefSeq and is a predicted model, not a curated record.
UACCGCUGGAUUGGUUCAGUAAAUAGAACAGCUCGAAGCUAUUGUAUUAGGAACUAAACUGGUAAACGUUUUCUUGGGAUCGACUCCAUGAAUGGCCUGUACUAGAAAUAUAAACUUAUUACAGGCUUGACCUCUCUUCACUUAGACAUUGAGUAAUAGCCUAAGAAGUGCGUGAAAAGCACGUGUUCUGAAUAUUGAAAAGAUUAGCACACGUCUGUCUUGGAGACUUAGGAAAGGUGUCCCAGAAGUAAUUUCAGCCUCACCCAGUCAGACGUGGACUUUGUUCUAACGGAAUAUUACAAACUUAACUGAUGCAUACUUGGCUUAUAGAAACUUGUUUCAGCAGACGGCUGUGACAUCGAGGCUCGUUUAGUUGUUUAUUUGGAAAGGACGUGACACGCUUGGCCGAAAGAAAGAAAAAAAAAAGAAAAAGGCGAAACUUUUUUUUAAUGCUGUAACGUCUGCUGACUUGGGGGGUGAAGGUUGCUAACUUCACACAGUUCAUAGAUUUUGUGACAUUUAGGACAGGAACCCAGUGACCGGAAUUUCGUGUGGAUAACUUUCUAAAAUAGGUCUCUGAUAGAACGUCCACACUAAAUGUUCAAGUCUGGAUCCUCUGACGUCAUAGAGGGCACACGUCAUAGUAUGAAAACCUUUUGGUCCUCCUUGUCGUAGCUCGUUGGGAGGCGCGUGUUGCGUGUUCUGCGCACGCGCACCGCAUCCAUGUGCGUAACGGUGGACGUACGGAGUAUGGGAUGCGGGAAAAGCCGACACCGCUCACCGGAUGACUCGGAAACUGAUCUGAAAAACAGCAAACAUGGCGGUUCUCAAAAUGCCAAAAAAAGAAAGUUGGAGGAGAAGAAGUCAUUGGAGGGCGAGAAGGAAGUUACUGAGAGAUCCAACUCUUUCAAGAAAAUCUAUAAUGGCAAGUCUUCAAAGUUGAAAGAAAGAAAUGAGGACAUUGGUGUGCCAUUAAGUUCUUCACCAAAAACUGCUGCAGGCUCUGCCUCUACUGGAAGUGGGGACAAAACCAAUGGUGCUACAAAGCUACAAAACAAAACUUUCUUACUGGAAGUACCCAAUGAAAUGGCUAAACCGGAGCCAACAACAAAGGGAACCAUGAGAGAUUUCAAGUCUUUAACUGCAUCUAAAAUAAUUCAUGUAACAAGUAGUCAGAUAGAGUUCUUUAAAAUGUUGGAUGAGAAGAUUGAGAAGGGUGGAGAAAAUCUGACAUCUACAGACUGCUCAGAAGUUUCUUCUAUUGAUGAAGUCUACAAGCAUUAAUCAUUGGCUAGAGCACAGACUAGAACUCAACUUGUAAAGAUGUGUUUCUUCUGUUACUUCAUGGAGAUGACUUUUAAUGUUACUGAGAAUAUAGUUCAGUGACUGAAACUACAAUGUAGUGAACAUUUACACUAAUGAAUUGACUCACUAAAUAGAGGCUGAAUCACUCAAUACAGAAUGAAUCAUUAAUUACAUUCAGUUCAAAUUACUUGUCAAUGAACAUUUUUGUAUGAUUUCAAGUUUUCUACUUUCAAAUUGGUAUAAAUGACAUGGAGGUGAAUUCUUCAGUUGUUGUUUCUUUUUUCAAACAUAGAUUAACAGACCAAGAUCUACCAAGAUAUACAGGUCACCUUGUUUCCUACUUUUAAAGUGUGUCACUAAGAGUCAAUGAAUAAGUGAAGACAUUUCUUGCAAUGGAUAAAUGGAUGUAUACUAAGUGGAUUUUUAUCACAGAAUUAACAUAUUCUGUUUCUAGCAAAUCAUUUUUUAUGGUUAAUAAUUGUUUUACAAACUAGAAUAGAUUGAUUAUAAAAUAGACAAAGGAAACUUUGAAAAUGUUUGAUUGUACCACUAAAAGAAACUUUUGAAUAUUCAAGAACAACAUCAAUACAGAAAUAGACAUUCUACAUAAAAAGUGACUUGGGUAUUGUAUAUAUAUUUUUGUAACUUGAAUUAGAAACUUGAAAUAACCAAGCACCACAUAUUUAGGAGAUACAUGAAUCUGAAUGUCUGUGAAAUUUGAUAAUUUAAUUUUUCAGUUUUAUUAGUUCUGACGUAAUUUAGUACAAAUAAAAGGAUUGUUUUGUUAUUUGUAUUUGAAAGUUUUAAUUUUCAGAAUAAAUUUUUGAAUUAAUUAAUUUCUGUAUUUCUAAGAAAGUACAUUUGAAAUUAAGAUUAUGAUAGUAAUUUAUUGUUUUACAUUUUUUUCCCAAUUCAAUUUAUGAUAGAUUAUUAUUGCACAGUAGAAAAAACAAACAAACAACAACUGCUGUUCUCUUUUGAAAGUAGUUACAAUAUUUCAUAUAUUUGGGUAAUAGGUUAGUGCAUACAACAGCUAGGCAGUUAGUUAAAAGCUUAAGAGAGUUUAAGAUCAUGUUUAUGAUUAUGAAACUGUUAGAAUGUUAAACAAAUCAUUCUAGUUCAUGUAUUAUUUUGGUUACUUUUUAAAAAUCAUUUAUAUUAGCAAUGU